AUGACGGCGAGACAGUGCGCGGCGAAAGAGAAUCAACAGCUCUGUAUUAGCUGUGGGUUUGUGGUGCUCGUUGUUGAUUACUCUCACGUUUGUAGUAAUCUUCUUGUUUUUGAACACGUGGAUUUGUUUACGCUCAAAUGUCGUUUCCAGGAAUGCAUGAGCAGGACCACGGAAUCGUCUCUAAUUAUUUUUAUGAACCUGAAAAUGGAAAAUUGUGCUUUUGAUUACUUCAACCUCACACAAAAGGAGGGUGUGGUUAAUAAAUCAUUAGACACGUCAUGGUACAAAGGAGAUCCCAUUUGGCUGGCCAACGAAAGAUUCGAGGCUUCCCGUCGAUCGGUUUCAUUUUACUGGCCAAGUGGAGAGGCGUCGUACUCGAAACCGCCUCACAAACCAUCGCUAUAUAGGGAAUGGAGAGGAUAUCGCAAUCUCAGCGCGUGGAUGACCGAUGUUGAUGAUAUCGUCAAACUGUUCACCGAUGAGAAAGACCCCAUCAACUUUCUUGCAUGGUACAUUGCUGAGCCCGAUCACACUCUCCACAAGAAUGGUUUCUACAAUGGCGAAUUGAGGAAGAUCAUUCAUCAACUCGAUGAGUUGUUUGGCUAUCUUGUGGCGAGACUACAAGAUACUGGGUUAGAAAAUACUGUGAAUGUGAUAUUAACAGCUGACCAUGGCCAUGCUGAGAUCCAGGGUGCCAAGAACGUCAUGUGCUUACGAGAGUAUAUAGUAGACGAAGGGUAUCAACUUGGAGAUCACAUGAUGUAUCCUGACAGUGAGGAGCUAGCCCUUGAACUUUACCGUAAUCUUUCCACUGCGGCGAAAACACAGGGUUUCAAGGUGAACGUCUUCUUAAAAGAGGAUGUUCCUAAAAGAUUUUUCUACACAAAUUCAUCACGAAUUGGCCGGAUAGUAAUAGAACCGGAAGUUGGGUGGGCAGCAUCUUUUUCGAAAUCAUGUACACGAGAGAAACUCCUAGAAACAUAUGCACCUGGUAAUAUAAAAUUCAAUUCUUCAUCGCAUGGCAUGGAUCCCGAUCGUUGGGAAAUGCGCGCGAUGUUGACAAUCGGUGGGCCGUCGGUUGUACCGGGCAAAAAGAUAACAGACAUUCCUGAAAAUAUAGAGCUGCAUUCCCUGAUGUCUUAUUUGUUGGCCAUUGAAGAACUGAAUAUACCAACAAUGAGUGUGGUCUCUCAAGCUCUCAAAGCCGCUGAUUUGCCUCAAAUUAGCACCGCCUCCUUCUCUGAAUCGAUUGCGUUCACUUUCCUAAUCAUUCCCUCUGCAUGCAUCGUAGUGCUGUUUCUGGUCUAUAUCUGCAGACAUACUGUUCUAAGCGAUAAUCCGAGUUGGAUGUGGAGGCAAGGCGGAUACCGUCCGCUGCAUAUGGAUAUUUUCGACGCGGAAAGGCACAGAAAGUCUGAGGUAAUCUGUCGAGUUCAUUCGGAAUUAUUUUUGAUGUCGUUGUUACCGAAAUCAACGGCAGAGUUUACCGAUCCGAAAUACUGGAAGAACUUCUUCGCAACUCGAAAGACACCUUUUGAAUGGUACGGUGACUAUGGUGUGUUGGGCUCAGUUCUGGAGAAAUAUCUCAAGUCUUCCGACAACAUCCUCCAGAUCGGCUGUGGUAAUUCGCAAAUGGCCGCGCAGAUGUAUGACAACGGCUUUCGCAAUAUCCAUAGCAUUGACACAGAUUCGGCUGUAAUAGAGAAGCAGCGCCUCAGAAAUCGUGAGCGUUCAGAGCUCGUUUUCUCGAAGGAUGACGCAACUUCGAUGUCAUUUGGUGAUGAAGAUUUCUCUGUAGUGGUCGAUAAAGGAACGUUGGACGCUUUGCUUCCUCCAGAAGCAACGGAGCACCAAUUAGAUUGUGUUCAUAAGAUGUUCUCUGAAGUCCAGCGAGUACUCAAAGUAGCUGGCCGUUAUUUGAUCAUCACUCUUGCACAACAUCAUAUCGUCAAGUGUUUUAUGGAGCACUUCUUGAGCACGCGCCAAUUUCUGCUACGGGUACAUGAAAUAGAGAAUAGUGCUUCGGGUUUUCCUAUGCCUGUCUUUAUACUUGUAGCUACCAAGCUUCGUAAUGUGAUGACCAUGUCAAUGCCUGUCGAGUUAUGCCGCGCUGGAAGCAACCGUUUUGAGAAAUUGGUUCACUUGGAUGACGUGCUCGCAGUUAUAGCUUCAGAGCAAGAACUAAACCAAUUUGUUCACAUGUGUUCAAGGUAUUGUCUUUGCAACAUUCCCGAUUGCUGGAGCAAGGCGUGUUUUGCUGAUCUACUCUAUGAUAUGUACUAUUCUAGAAAAUUGGACCAUGAGGCUUCCAUCACCAUUGAAAGCCAGUUUGAAAGCGGACCUCGCUAUUGUUUCCACAUUGUUGAUGACGUCAAUGUCAAGACAUUCCGCAGCUACGCCGUAUUUGUUGUUCCUCUAGGGCGAAAAUUGGACCAUGAGGCUUCCAUCACCAUUGAAAGCCAGUUUGAAAGCGGACCUCGCUAUUGUUUCCACAUUGUUGAUGACGUCAAUGUCAAGACAUUCCGCAGCUACGCCGUAUUUGUUGUUCCUCUAGGGCGAGUUAAAUGCUUGUGCUUUAGAGAGGGCGAGUGGAUAUUUUCUACUGAAAAAGGUCGUAGGACAUUACGCCAACAAGCUGAAAAGGAUCGUCUAGCUGUGGUGACAUUGUCAAGAUCUCAAGCUUAUUCGUCGUUGAAACAAGUUCAGGACGAGUUGGGUCCGUUUGCCACAAGGUUCGAUCCACGUGAGAAUGGUGGCCUGAGCUACCGUGCGUUCAUGAUUGUUCCUAAUUUGAAGGCUUCCGUAGAAGGGGUCGAGCUUGAUCGUGACGUGGUGAAUGUGGCGAUCCAGUGGUUUGCCUUACCCCAUCAAGACGAUCACUCUAGACACGAAAUGAGCGUGAAAAAAAAGCUGUAUUCGUUCGUAUUUAUAGAUGAGAAAGAGAAACUGGACGUUUUGUUCGUGGAUUUGGCUGGUCCCGUACAUGAAUCGGGUCUUAGCUGUCCACCGGCCGUUUUCCUUACCGAUCCUGUCCUUUGUAAUAUGAAGAACUCACUGAAAUCAAAUGGUGUGAUCGCCAUGAAUCUGGUUACAAGAGAUGAAGAAGUGGCGCAGAAGGCCAAACGUUCUGUGGCCGCACAGUUCCCCGUGUUGUUCAGUAUUCGCUCCGAAGAAGAUGUUAAUGAGGUUCUUUUGGCGUGUGCGACCCGAAAUGAGAACUUCAACGCUGUUCAAUUUGCUCGUUCUUUACGAAAAGACAUCCGUUGGGUGAACGCCCUUGAACCCGUCAUCGCGAGGAUUACUCCCGUACCUUUACAGUAA
This is a messenger RNA of Ostertagia ostertagi, 3321 nucleotides long. The record is from the annotation of a GenBank genome assembly. NCBI's taxonomy places the organism in Eukaryota, Metazoa, Nematoda, Chromadorea, Rhabditida, Trichostrongylidae.